This is a messenger RNA of Wyeomyia smithii (pitcher-plant mosquito), 7046 nucleotides long. RefSeq lists its product as uncharacterized. Bases 248 to 6724 code for a protein of 2158 amino acids. Gene Ontology annotation, cellular component: microtubule. Gene Ontology annotation, molecular function: plus-end-directed microtubule motor activity; microtubule binding; ATP binding. The record is from RefSeq and is a predicted model, not a curated record. Gene Ontology annotation, biological process: mitotic cell cycle; microtubule-based movement. Lineage: Eukaryota; Metazoa; Arthropoda; Insecta; Diptera; Culicidae. The transcript has 8 exons.
UGUCUAUGUAGUUUCACCGUUUAUACGUCAUUGAUCCGAAACAAUGUACUGUGGAUUGCACAAAUUGCAGCAGAAAGCUUGAAAGUGAUCGUUUUUCGGUUACGCUUGCCGCGGUUACAAAAAAAGAAAAAACACAUCUGUUAAGAAAUUGGUGGCGUUGGGUGUUUAAAGUCAAGUCUAGUGUCUUUUUUUUGUUAUAGUUACAAUUGUGGCGGAUCUGGGCCCGUCACUUCCGAACAAGUUGACUAUGGCCGACAAUAUAACCGUUUCUAUCAAGGUUCGGCCACUUAUAAAGCGGGAGAAAGAUCUGAAGCUUACGUCGCAAUGGCGGAUCCGGGACAACACGAUCGCUCACGUUGACGGAAGCGGAGAACCGUUUGUGUUCGAUCACAUUUUUGAUGAGUCGGUUCGCACUAAAGAACUGUUCGAGCGUGUCUGCAGGCCCAUUGUACAUUCAACGUUGAACGGUAUAAAUGGGACGAUUUUCGCGUACGGACAAACUUCGUCCGGAAAAACCUACACAAUGAUGGGUGAUGGAGACGAGGAACUGGGCGUAGUUCCACUAACGGCUCGUGAAAUUUUCCGAGAGAUUGAAAAUAACAAGGAUCGUCAGUUUUUGAUUCGUGUCGGCUAUAUUGAAAUUUAUAAUGAGAAAAUUUACGAUCUUUUGGAUAAGAGUAACGCCAAUUUAAAAAUACUAGAGAGUCAGUUUGGAGAUGUACAGUUGAACUAUAAGGAGGUGAUAAUAAACUGCCCAGAACAAAUAAUGAAGCAUUUAGAGGAAGGUAACAAGGUGAAACGAAUCGGUGAUACGAACAUGAAUGAACGUUCUAGUCGGUCGCAUACGAUUUUCCGGAUAACGAUAGAAUCUAGCGAUAUUGGUCGGACAGAAGGGGAUGAAAACGAUGCGGUUCAAAUAAGUACGUUGAAUUUAGUUGAUCUGGCAGGUAGUGAAAAAGCAGAUCAAACUGGAGCAACGGGAUCGAGAUUGAAAGAGGGUGCUCACAUUAAUAAGAGCUUGCUUUCACUAAGUUGUGUCAUUCAGAAACUUAGUGAAAAUGCAGAUAAUCUAAAGUAUAUAAACUACAGAGACUCCAAGUUGACCCGCAUACUGCAAGCGUCUCUGGGAGGGAAUGCGGUGACUUCUAUGAUAUGUAACAUCACACCAGCAGCUCUAGACGAAAGCUACUACACUCUUAGCUUUGCAAUGCGCGCGAAAACUAUUAAAAACAAACCGAUAGUAAAUGAAGUCAUAUCGGAAACGGCAAUGAUGAAGCGUUUGCAGCGUGAAAUCAAGCGGCUUCAAGAUGAGCUCAAGUCCGAACAGAGUAAAAAUAGUAAAAUAAAAACUCUGGAACUUCAGAACGCUAUUACGAUGCGUACUAAUCAAAUUAUCAAUUCCCAAACUCACAUUCAAUUCGAUAAAGCACGGCGUCGCACAUGGUGUCCCUCAAGUUCCGGUAUACCCAAACCGGUUGGUUAUGUCGAACGAGAUAAUCGUCUAAUGCCACCACCCCCUCCAUUUUUAUCAGGUCAAGAUUCGUCGUACGGCAACGAGAAAACUUCGUCAAUUUCAGUUCGACCCGAGUUGAUUAAUCAUGGUAUAUCAGCAGAUCUCCUAGCGAGAAAGGUACGUUCCACGACGCCUACACGUCAGUUUUUGAAUACCAUUGAAAGGUUGGACAACAGCGACGAAUUCGUACCGGCUGAGUUAGUUGACUUCGGAGAGCGAUCACCUCAAAGUAUUGCUAGGGACAUACAUACGCCUUGUGGAUUCAAAUCUAAGAGAAGAUCACGUCGGUCUUCUACCGGAGACUCGCUAGUGUUCGAUUAUGAAAAAAGAUGCAAAGAACUAGAACAGGAGCUACUUGAACUACAGGAGUUUACCAACCUUGAGAAAAAUUUAGAUCUUGCUAACAUAAAGAACCAGCUGUACACCCGUGAGGAACUGCAAGAUGACCUGAAAAACAGAGAGGAAAGAUUAGAGUCGUUGGAAGAACGUUGCCGAGAUUAUGAAGAAGAACUACGUCAAAAGCGAGAACAAAUCUUCGACAUGGAAAAGGAGCUGAUAGUUGCUCGUAAAGAGUGUGAGGCAUCAAUGAAAGAAGCAGAGCUCUGUCGUAAUCUACAGAAUAGUAUUCAGGUCGAGUACGAGUUGUUCCAGCAGAGGUCAAAAAAUCGAGAAAAAGAAUUAAUUGAAUGCCUACAGGAGGCCCGCGAAAGUGGUAGCAAUGGAAGCGCGAAAAUGAUCGGUUUAGUUGACAGCAGUGAAUUAUCGUUGCAGAAUGCCCGAACGGAAUUGAAACAAUUGGAAGUACGAAACUACGAGCUUCAACUGCAGUUAGAAAAGUGUCAUACCGAAGCGGAGAAACUGAAAAAAACUGUACAUGACGGAGCCGAUAAGAUUGCUAAAUUUAAAGAACUGCUAGAUAAAGAUGUGUGUAGAAAAGAUGCAAAGAAACUGUUUCGUGUAAUGACAAAAUUGAGAGGUAUUUUAGCAGACGAGGAUCUGCUCAUAAAUACUAGUAUUGAUACGGAUGAGUUAGUUGAUAGUAUAGGGGAAAUUAGCUUCAAUGAUAGUACAGGUCGUUCUUCGCCAGCAAAGAUAGUACUAGUGAAUGAAGAAGGAAAAACAAAUGUUAUCUACGAUAACGAUAACUGCCAAAUGCUAGAUGUAACCAUUGAAAAUGGUGAACUCAAGAAAAAGGUAAAACUGUUGGAAGAAGAAAAUAAGCAAGUUAAUACGUUGCUGGUUAAGUAUGAAAGCGAGAUCGUGAAAACAGCUGAAAAAGAAAAUCUUCUGAAACAAAUUACUAAUCAACUUGAGCAUGAACGUUCACGUGUAUCAACUUUGGAACAAAGUUCACAAGAAUACAAGAAAGAGCUUUCCAAAAUGACUAGCGAGUACAAUGAAUUGUCGACACAGGUUUUAGAUUACAUCCAGGAUAUUGAUAACUACAAAGAACAAAUUGAGCAAAUGAACAACACUUUAGCAGAGAACGAAACCAUUUUGAAAACUCUUCGAUUAGAAAAAGAACAGUUUUUGCAACAGAUAAGCAAAGUGUUGGAAGAAAAACAAAAGCUCGAAGAAAACAUGAAGGAACAAGAAAAUAAAUACUUAUCCUGUAAAGCUGAGUAUGAUAGUAUUACAAUGGCUUUCGAUCAUCAGAAAAUUGCUGAUGAUAUCGAAAAGCAACUGCAAGAUCAGAUAUCGGAUCUCGAAGAAAAAUUAGAGGAGUGUAAAGAAAAAAGCCAACGAGUUGAAAAACAACUAUUUGAUAUGCAAUCCGAAAAAAAUAGUUUGGAGGAUGAGCUCUCUGAGCAACGGCGAGACUAUGUCAUAUAUUCAACUCAAAGUCAACUCGAACUAGGUGAGGUAAAAACAGAACUGCAAGAAAUGCUAGCUAAGAAUCAAUCGCUACAGAAAACUGUGUCGGAUCAAGAAACAGAGCUUACAUCUCUUUCAGCUAGAAUAACACGUCUCUCUGAACAGAAUACGGAUUUGCAAAUGCAGCUUUCUAAUGUCGCGAAUCAUUUAAAAGGUACAGAAAAUAAUUCUGAAGCAAAUUCUGAGGCACUGCCCGAAUUACAGCAAACCUUAGGAGAGCUGAAUAUGGUAAAGUUGGAAAAAGAUUCUCUACUCCUGCAAUUAGAGACUAUACAACAGAGCUACCAAGUUCUGUUGGAGGAAAAGGAGAAAGCAGACGAUAAGUGCGAUACAUUAUGCAAUGAACUUUCGCAACUGGUCUCUGAAAAGGAGAAUACCAACGAAAACGAUAGACUAGUGUUGAAAAAUGAAAUCAAUGAUCUGCAGCAGACAAAAUACGAAUUGGAGCAAACAGCUGCCAGCAUGGAGCAACAAAUUAGUACAUUGGAAGCGAGGCUCUCAGAAGCAGAACAACAAAAAACUAAGCUUAUGUCCAGAAUACAGUCGUUGGAAACGGAAAUUGAAGAAUCGUCAAACAUCCGCGAACACCUGGACCGAGAAGUUCGUGCUUUGAAAAUCGAUCUCGGUAAUUUAGAUCAGCAGCUUCAGGAAAAUAACGAAAAGGUUGAGCAAUACCAGAAACAAAAUAGUGAUUAUGAACAGGAGUUAGGCGUAAAAACAGAGACCAUCGCACAUGGCAUACAAGAGCAACUUACAUUGCGAAAAUCUAUCGUGCAGUUGAAGGAACGCUUGGCUCAAAUAAAUGAAAAUGAACUGAUUGAGAAACUAAAGGAAUCAGAAAAGCAAACACAAGAACAAAAACGAUUGCUAGAUAGUAUGAAACAGGAGAAGAUGGCACUUCAAGAACAAAUCAUAGAUCUUGUGGCGGAUUGUGAAUUACUAAAGCAACAAGUUGCAGAAAAAGAAGCACUGUUAGAAAAAACUAAUACGCAAGUAGCUUCUUUGGAAACAAACGUAACUGAGCUUGCAAGUAAACUCGAGCAAACUGAAAUAUGUUCGGCUGAUGUAAAGCAGCUUAAAGAAGAGUUGAACACUCUAGAGAAACAGAAGCAGGAAAUUUACCAGCAGCUAGAACAGACGGUGGUUGAAAUGAAUUCGUUGAAAGGUGAAGCAAACUGCAAAAACGAACAACUAGAACGCGUUAAACUUCAAAUAAUAUCACUUGAGAAUGAAGUAGCUGCUCUUAAACUAAAGAAUGAACAUAUAGAACUAGCCCACAUUGAAACUGGGAAGGUGAGAGACGAUUUGGAACAGCAACUCAUGUUGAUGCGAUCCUCACUGGAAGAAAAAGAUAAAAUCUGCUCUGCCCAGACAAUCGAAAUAGACGAUCUGAAACGCAUUGUAUCUGAAUUGGAAAAUAAGUUAGAGCAUCUUCAACAACAGCUAUCAGAGAACCUGGUGCACCUUGAAAAGCAGAAAGAUGAUUCUAUUCAAAUAAAUUUACUACACGAGAAAAAUACUAAACUAACAGAGGAAUUUGUAAAAGAAAAAACCCAAUAUCGAAUUGACCUUGAUGCUAAAGAGGAACACUCUCUAAAGUUGCAGCAGUACAUAAAGGAGCUCGAACAAGUAAAACUAGACUUACAAUCAAAGCUUAACACACUUGCCGAGGAAAUACAACAGUUAGAAGCUACAAACACCAGACAAGAAGCGCAAAUUGUUAAUCUCAACGCCGAAGUAAUAAUUCGCGAAGAUAAGCUUAAAGCUUUGAAUCGUGAUUUAGCCGCUAAAUUAACCGAGCUAGAGAACAACAAGCAGGAAUACAAUGUAAAGUUGAUUGAAUUAGAUUCACAAAUCCAAGACAGUCUCCAGCUCAACACUCAAAAUGAUCUACAGCUCAAAAACCUUGAGCGGGAAAAAGAAGAUCUGUUAUCCAAAUUGAAUCAAGUGGUUGAAACUGAGAUGCGUUCCAUGGAAUCUACUAUCAAACAAUUAAACGAACAAAAAGACGACUUACAGUGUAAGCUCGAACGGAAAAGCUCGGAACUAGAUCAAACGGCAAAGCUUUUAGGACAAGAGAAAAAGACCAACGAAAAUCUACAACAGCAGUUAGCGGAAGCAAAAUCGAAUCUUUCUCCAGACGGCCGUCCUUCGCUUGGUGAUAGUAGAGUUGCGCAGGCCUUGCGUAAAGAAAAUGAUGAUCUUUUAAAGCAGCUACACGAGCUGCAGAAAACACACGUGUCCAAGACUAAUCAGCUGCAAGAGCGAAUCGAUGAACUAAAAGAAGAAGUGUCCACUAUGAGGCAUGAGGCAAGUUUCCAAGAAAAAGAGUUACAAAUUGGGGCGCUAGAGGAAAAGAUUAAUCAUUACGAGCAAGUGUACGAAGAUACUAAGAACAAACAUCGAUCACUACAACGGCAGAACGAUGAGUUGCGAGUCAAGCAUCAAAAUCUGGUAAUGGAAAUGGAUGAUCUACGUAGGUUAGCUGACAAAGAUCGUCGAUCCCGACGGCAAAGUACGCACGAUGAUCGAAGAGGUGUGUGGUUUAAUACGAAAGAUAACUCUACAAUGACGGAUCCGAGCUCAAGCGACUGCAGUUGUGUCGAAAUGGAUAUCCAGAUUAAGGACCUGCGAAGGCAACUAACAAUCAAAGAAUGUCAGUUGAAGACGGAGAAAAUGAUGGCUGCUGCAAACCCAUUGAAAAAUGACGUUGUUGAGCUACGUCGGUUAAUAAAAGAAAGGGAGAGUGAUAUUUUUAAACUGCAAGAUGAAAUCCGAACCCUUUCCGUUGCAAUAGAUCGAGAACGUCAACAACUGACGAAACAUUGCAAUAACUGCGUACGGCAGCAGCGAAUGCAAUCGCUACGCAGUGACAAGGCAGUUAACACAGAUCGAGUAGAAAAUAGUUCAAUGAAUUCUCCAUUGGGGAAAAAUAAAUCGAAGCAGCUAGAAGAGAUCCAGGAAGAGCUACGAAGACUGAGCAGUAAAUAUCAGGAUAUGAAAAGAUUGUGCCGCAUUAGAAAUGAAAAGAUUGUUAGUCUGUCUCAGGACAUACAGGAAAAAGAAAAUGAAAGUAGUAUUGCUAACAAAAACGUCCAGCAAGAGGUUUUGCUGUUGAAACGCCAGCUGAAAGAGAGCGAGGAUAAGCAUACGCAAAUGAUGAAGUUGCUCCAGAGCAAACAUUGUGUGAGCAAAACGGAAAAGAUAGUACAGACUGAUCUGUCUUCGAACGACGACAUUGAAAUGCUACGUAAUAAGUACGAAAAGUACAAAAACAUGGCUAUUGUACUUAUAGAACAAAAUGAGGAGCUAAAACGGAAGAUGUCCACAGCAUAGACUAGGUGACUUGAUUGAAAUGGUGAUUCUAGUCCGUGAUAUUCUGCAGUAGCGACUGAUUCUAUUCAAGUUAAUAUGAUUAUGAAGAUCUGUGUACUCUUAAAUGUGAUAUUUUAUGUAUCAAAAAUGGUGUCAUUGGAUGGGGUAUCGCACACAAAAGGUAUUUGUUGUGCAAAAAUAGUACUUGUCGAAUGAAGUAUUGGCUCAUUGGUAUAACACUCAAUAUGAGUUAGUAAUAUAUUUUUGUUUUCAGUCAAAUGCAUUUCUAUUCACACUUAAAAUAGUUUAUUAUAAUCUAUGUACUAUGUUGAUGAUCUAAUAA